Messenger RNA from Ylistrum balloti, 5523 nucleotides. RefSeq names its product ADAMTS-like protein 1. Gene Ontology annotation, cellular component: extracellular matrix. Gene Ontology annotation, molecular function: metalloendopeptidase activity. Lineage: Eukaryota; Metazoa; Mollusca; Bivalvia; Pectinida; Pectinidae. Bases 10 to 2988 code for a protein of 992 amino acids. The record is from RefSeq and is a predicted model, not a curated record. Gene Ontology annotation, biological process: extracellular matrix organization. The transcript has 16 exons.
CUAACCUCAAUGACGUUCGGGACAUGUCUAUUCGUACUCCUGACAUGUCACGUGGUAGUAGCUGACUACUGGUCAAUAUGGACAGAAUGGAGCGAAUGUUCCCGCACGUGCGACUCCGGGGCGGCCUACCAGCUAAGACGCUGCCUUCGUAGCAGGCGAUUCGCGCGAGGUUGUGAUGGAGAGCACAUCCGGUACUCGACAUGUAAUACACAGGAUUGUCCACGUGGGAGCACGGACUUCCGGUUGCAGCAAUGCGCUGCCCACAAUGAAGCUCGACACAUGGUGACCAGUCUGAAGUGGGUGCCCUACCAUGACUCUACAAGCCCUUGUGCCCUUUAUUGUCAGGCUGUGGGUUCGAAUACUAUCCGGAGGUUCAGUCCGAAAGUCCUGGAUGGUACAAGAUGCCAGGAUGAUGUCCUGGAUAUUUGUAUCAACGGGAAAUGCUGGCCUGUUGGCUGUGAUAAAGUUCUAGACUCCAAAAAGUACGUGGACUCCUGUGGAGUAUGUGGUGGCAAGAACUCGUGUUUAACCAAGACCGGAAACACCCAGUACCGAUGGAUCAAUACCGGAUACGGGCCUUGCUCGGAGACCUGUGGUGUAGGUUUUCAGGAACGCCGGACAGCCUGUCAGGACACCCGAACCAGACGUCUGGUCACCAGCCAAAAUUGUCAUGGAAGUGACGUCAUUGAGCGUGUCCGGCGGAAGUGCGUCAGCAACAAGUGCCUACCAAGGUGGCGUGUUGGUCCCUGGUACGACUGCACACAGACAUGUGGGGGUGGAUUUGCUUGGCGAACCGUAAUUUGUGUGGAAACAUUCCAGGACGGUACACAAAGAGUGAUGGCGGAUACAGAGUGUUCCAGCCCUAAACCAUCAACAAGGAAAUCUUGUGGAAAUAUACUGUGUCCAAAAUGGUACGCGGGGGAGUGGACGCCGUGUAGUGUCUCGUGUGGGUCAGGCUUCCAGGAUCGAGAUGUCGUUUGUCGACAUAUAGGGAUUCAGUUUUGCCAUGCCGACAGAAAACCGGUCACUAGGAAAAAUUGCUCAACUAAUAUACCUUGUUCUCCGAAAAAUGACGACGUACAGGAGGCCUACGGUGGGGAGCAGCGGGACUCAUUCUACACAGCUGACGUCAUCUAUGAAGACAACUUAGACACACAACAGUUACGAACCCCAAGGUUUGUAGUCAGUCAUUGGGGACCCUGCAGCGCUUCCUGUGGGAAAGGAUCCAGAUUUCGAUUUGUCAGGUGUAAGGUUUACCUCUCAUUCUUGAAUACAUUGACGGAUCUUCCCGACUCGGAUUGUCAAGACGCGAAGCCCCCAGAGAACGAGCCGUGUGAGGGAAACCCAUGUCUGUCUCACUUCGAAUAUCGAGCAAUCGGCGAGACCCAAUGCAGCAGGAGCUGUUUGGGAGGUGUGAAGGAAUCUAUACUCCGGUGUGUCAAUAAGUUUACGGACGAGAUAGCUCCGGAAAGGCUCUGCGCAGAAGCGGAAGCGAUCCCGAUAGAAAGGAAGGUCUGCAAUGACUUUCCAUGUCCACAAAGGUGGAAGGUCGGGUAUUUCCAGAGCUGUUCAGCGACAUGCGGAGGGGGUUUCAUGAUACGUAACGUCACGUGUGUCCAGGAGUUCGCUUCCGGAAGAAACAACAUCCUCCACCUUCCGGAUUUUAUGUGUGACCAGCCCACUCCCCCACGGCGUCAGCAUUGUAAUCGCAUCGACUGUCCGGCAAAAUGGGUCGUCAACAACUGGUCAGAGUGUUCUGUAUCUUGUGGAGUUGGCCUUCGGUCACGUGACGUGUUCUGCGUGAAGGAAAUAUCGGACGGACGGACAGUAAAUGUAACUUAUGACGAAUGUUGGAACAUUCUACAGCCGGACAGGUUUCAACAGUGUAACCGGACGAAAUGCCCAACGCCUAAAAUCAAAAGAGUUGAUGCCGUAUUUUUCCAAUUAAAUAAGAUAAAAAGGAUACGACUAAGUGUGGGAAUGAAAGCGUCAGUGUUGCCAGGAACUACAGUGAUAAUAAAAUGUACGGCAAAGGGUGUAAAUAAAAAGGCAAUACAAUGGUUCAAAGACGGACGAAGGCUUUACAUGACGUCACGAGUGAAAUUGACGCAACGUUACGCAUUAAAGAUAAGGAAAAGCCGACCGGAAGUUGAUUAUGGUGUGUAUACCUGUAAAUAUGGUAAUGUUCAUGCUAAUAUGACGCUAUCUUUCAGCACAGUGUACGAUCUUUUCCAAGAAACAGUUGUUCGGGAAUCCUACUUGUCAGAAAUGUUAGCGGAAACACGAGCCAGGAACAUGACGACUUUUCAGAAGGAUCCACUAGAUAGAACGUUACGUACUUUGUAUCUGGUAGAAGUGCCUUGGAGCGCGUGCUCAGCCACGUGUGGUGGGGGCCUUCAAAAUAGGAAUGUCACAUGUGAAAUUAUAACCAAUGACUAUUACGAAAUGUUUCCAAUGCGAACUUGCAUUAAGGCUGGGUAUCCUAAACCGGAGCUGAUCAGGAGCUGUAACCUCAUGCCUUGUACCUUUUGGAAGGUCGGUGAAUGGUCAGAGUGUCUACAUUCAAAAUGUACGAGAAACAUGUUCUCCUUGAUGGAGAGGACUGUGAUGUGUGUUUCUGAAGAGGACGAGACGGUUCCCAUCAAUUCAACCUACUGUCAAGGACCAAUGGCUGGGCCGCAUCCGAUCAGGGAGUGUAUCAACGUUAACUGUACGGCAAGAUGGAACACUUCCACGUGGUCAGACUGUAUGGGAGAGUGUGGUGAAAAGGGAUUCCGAGCCAGGAUGUUGAACUGCAUAUGGUCUAAUUCUGGUCUCCCAGCUAUGCGUCAUUGUGAAGGCAUCCGUCGACCCAGGACGAGAAAGUCGUGUAUUAAGAAGUGUUCUAAAGUGUGUACUGACGAAUCUGACUACUGUAGUAUAGUGAAGAUCAUGCGACUGUGUGGCAGCGGAACUUUCCGGACAAGGUGCUGCAAGACUUGCUCAUAACCUAACAUUCUGUUUUCUUGUCAUCUCUAUUGUUACUGAAUAUUUUAUCCAAACGACGCGACAAAAUUGUCAGUUUAAUAAUUGUCAUAUUUUGGUAAACAGUAGUCAUUUUACGAGUUUCGAAGUUAAUAUUUUAUUUCAUUCCGUAUUGUUUAAAAGAGAAAUAUUUAUUUAAGGGGUUUUACUUGACCAGGUUUUACAUCAUAACGUAAUAAAAUAUAUAUAGGAGGGCUUUAUGAUCAUACCUGAUGACGUUUGAUCUAUUUUUGUAAGCUGAAACGAACUGAUGUAUAUACAAUGGUGUAUAAUGAGUGAUGAGUAUUUAUCUUUAUAAAACUAUAUGUACUGAUAGUCAUUAUAGAUGCAAAAUAUUCACUCAGCUUCAACAGGAACCGGAUAUAACAAGGAUAAGAAUGAAAUAUAAGGUAUGCGAGAAAAUCUUUAUUUUGCUGGGAUUGGUAAUAUUGUUGUAAAUUUUGCGCCAUUUAUUAAGUUUGGCUUAGCAUCACCUUUAUUCUCAGCAUUUAACACAUAAAGACCCACCUCAAAAAAUAAAAUAUUGGUCUACGCCACAAAGCUGUUUGGAAUUUUAUAUAUGUACAGCUCAAAUCUCCUUAUUUCAUAGGUCAUAAAAAUGAAGUUUAAAGGUCAAGGACGCGCCGGAAGAUUAUUUUCAUAUAUGCAGGGUUUUACGAUUGUGCGAGGUUAGAGGUUAGGUUUAUGUAAGUGUCAAUAUGCUUAUAAAGAUUAUUUCACAAGUUUCCAGCAGGGCAUCCUAACACAGCUUAAACCUGCUACGAUUCAAAAGGCUAUGUCAAAGGUCACGUAGUCAGGUCUUCUCCAAACUCUGAAUUUGAAAGCAAUUUCGUAACAAAAACAUUUUAGAAUUCUUUAACAUAGUUUGUCUGGAUUCUACUGAUAGGGUCAAGGUCAACACUGCGAACAAUAAGAUGUCGUUAGCGUCAAUGACAUGUAACAAUGGGCGCGUUUCCUGUACAUGGUACAGUUUUUCGGGGUUGUCAGAACCCAGAGGUGAUUUCACAAACAAUUGUAUGAAGCAAUUUUCCAUCAUAAAAUUUAUAUUUGAAAGUACUUAUUUGUACUUUUGUGUCAGUGUACCAUUGUUUGUAAUGUAAUAAUGUAUUUUAUUUAUCUCAUGUUAUAAAUAUCUUUAUCUCUCACAACGGAUAGAAUAUAUAUCUUUAUCUCUCACAACGGAUAGAAUAUAUAUCUUUAUCUCUCACAACGGAUAGAAUAUAUAUCUUUAUCUCUCACAACGGAUAGAUAUGACAUCAAACUAGCUAAAUUAUGGUGAUUAUUAAUAGCUCUAAGUCUACCUGAAUAACACAGCUUUGAUUCGCGAAACCCAUUUUAAUUUCACAUUUGUCAGCAAUUUUGAACUAAAUGCCGUUCCAUUUUAAUAAUGUUGCAUUAACUAAACAAUACUUCGUCCGCGGUUAUUUGAUAAAAAUCAUUUGUUAUCCAGGGAACCUUCCCAUGUUGUGUUUUUCGCGUGUCACUAAUGUAAGAACACCUAGACCGUUAUUCAUUGGUUACGCCAGUCAGAAAUUAAUUGGAUCGUAAACAUGUCAUAAUAUUCUGUGGCAACAAGUUUACGUCACUUAUGGAUAUGCUCAACUGAUAUAUGACGUCAUACGAUGAGAAUUACAUGAAAUGAUCAGCAGCAGCAAUGUCGGAGAUUUUUUCCUUCAAUUUUUUUUCUCUGCCAAAAUUUUAUGGUGUUACUGUCAGUUGACAGCUAGUCGUAUCACAAAUCGUAUGCUUAAAUUGUUCCACUACACGAACUCUGUGUAUGGCGCGUUGUCGCCUGGAAAUAUAUAAAGUUGGUCGAUAAGAUGACCGGAAAGUCGAGCACCUCGCUGUAUUAUUAAGCAUCUAUAUUUCCCUGAACCCAAUAGUGCAUACUCAUAUCACAACAAAUUUUGCUUGCUCUGUUGACACCAACAUUUGGUCUAUAAUUCGUUCGCCGAUCGUCAUAUCUUGUCUAAUUACAACAUGGGGUCCGUCACUGUUUCUAUUAUCACUGAUAGCGCCCCCUACGAGACACUUCUCACUGACAUUUCACUUGUCACAUCUCAUAUCACUUUUCAAAAUCUGCCACAGACGUGUCCUCUCCGCGCAAUGAAACUUUUUAAAUUUUGAGCGACCCAAAAGUGAAAAUUUACAUGCUUCUAUAGUUUCUAAAUUUAUGACUGAGCUGUAUGUAGGGCCUGGUACACUUAACGAUAUUUCGUGUUCUUCAUCUGCGACCCGUGUUUAUUAACUAAGCAGACGACAGCGUGACGUCACAAACUGCGGGUAAUGUACAUGACAUGGGUGGUUUCAAAAAUGAAAUCGAUCACGCAAGAGAGAAGGCCGCAUCGACGUUUUUAAAGCAUCGACAAAAAUACGAAGAUUUCCGUGAUCAUUUCUUUCACAAUAAUUUAUAGAUAGUGUAUUCACAUUUUCCAACAACACAGAGAAAUUUUAAAACUCAAUCACUUUUCGCGAACAUGUCAGAAUUACCGAUUUGCA